Sclerotinia trifoliorum is the source of this 1188-nucleotide messenger RNA. The record is from the annotation of a GenBank genome assembly. NCBI's taxonomy places the organism in Eukaryota, Fungi, Ascomycota, Leotiomycetes, Helotiales, Sclerotiniaceae.
AAUUUAAAUCAUCAGCACAUUUCGCAAUAGCCCAACGUAAAUCAAGAUUUCGAAGUCUCUCUACAACAAAAACACAAUCAGAAUCCGAUAUUUACCUCUAAACACAUACUAUCACAAAAUUCCCGAAUAUGCCACCAGCAAAGAAGAGAAAGACACGCGCAACAGCUGAAUCGUCAGAAGAAGUGCAACCACUUGAUACCAUCACCAGUGCAGAACCAACGGACACACCAUCAGAGCCUAUCCCUGAGAAAGCUACGGAACCCGAACAAUCUACUGCUACUUCAAUAUCAUCAUCAGACGCCGCCGCGAAAGCCAAAGAACGCCAAGAGCGAUUCAAAGCCCUUCAAGCACGCGCCAAAUCCUCCGCUCAAAAGAAUCUGAAGGAGGCUACCCUCGAAUCACAACGAUUAGCCACCGAUCCCAAUCUUCUAACCUCCUUGAACCGCAAAUCCGCCAUCGCAUCCCACAAUUUACUAAAAGCCGAUGCUGAAGCAGCAGGCGAAGAUUUCGAGCGAAAACGAGCUUGGGAUUGGACUAUCGAAGAAAGUGAGAAAUGGGAUAAGCGGUUGAAGAAAAAAGAAGCACAUAGGGAUGAUCAAGCAUUUCAGGAUUAUCGACAGGAUAGUCGAAAAGUUUACAAACGACAAAUUCGUGAUUUGAAACCUGAUAUGGAUUUUUACGAGAAAGAGAAGAUGGCUGCUGUAGAACGGGCUGCUGCUUCAGGAGGACUAGAAAUUGUGGAAACUGAUGAUGGGGAGUUGGUCGCUGUGGAUAAGGAUGGAACAUUUUACAGCACGGCGGAUUCGACGGGUUUUGUGGAACAUAAACCGGAAAAAUCAGCUGUGGAUAGAUUGGUGAAGGAUUUGCAGCAGGCAGAGGAGGCGAGGUUGAAGAAACAGAGAGCGAGGAAUGCGGCCAAUGGAGAGGACGGGGAUGUUACUUAUAUUAAUGACAAGAAUAAGCAGUUUAACCAGAAGUUAUCGAGGUUUUACAACAAGGUAAGCACGGGUUUUAUUCUUUCUCGUUUUCUGCAUCUACUAACAUUCUUUAGUACACUGCGGAAGUUAGGGAUAGUUUUGAGCGUGGCACAGCUAUAUAAUUACAUUAGAAUUGGGUGGAUAGUUUAUGCGGAGUUUGUUCAUAGACUUCAUAGUCUGAUAAAAUACAAAGCCAAAACAGGCAAUUUUU